Messenger RNA from Chilo suppressalis (striped riceborer), 1538 nucleotides. NCBI's taxonomy places the organism in Eukaryota, Metazoa, Arthropoda, Insecta, Lepidoptera, Crambidae. The record is from the annotation of a GenBank genome assembly.
CUUCGAAGAUUCCCGUCUGAUGCGUAGUAUCCCCUAUAACCGUAGUUUGUGGUUCCAUAAAUUCUUUCAGUUUUGUUGUGUUGAUAUUACAACUCAAAUGAAAAUUGCUAAAUAUCUUUCGAAUAAUAGUCAGUCAGUCAGUGAGAACACAUAAAUAUAACACUUAAUUGUCAGAACAUUCUAAUACUCAAUAAAUUUAUUGAAUAUUCAGUUCUUACAGUAUCAAAAUGGCAGAAUUAGCAGCUUUACUUCAAACCGAAAUACCUGAAGGUCGAAAUCAUCUCACUGACAGCCAUACCAAUCUGGAGCGAGUGGCAGAAUAUUGUGAAGCCAAUUAUUUUCAAUCCGAGAAUAAAAGGCUUGCCUUAGAAAGCACGAAAAACUAUACCACCCAAUCUUUAGCCAGUGUAGCUUAUCAAAUCAACACAUUGGCUUUCAAUUUUCUUCAAUUAUUGGAGCUGCAGACAAUGCAGUUGGCUGAAAUGGAAGGCCAAAUGAACCACAUUGCACAGACUGUUGCCAUACAUAAAGAGAAAGUAGCUAGGCGGGAGAUUGGUGUCCUUACUGCCAACAAAGUUAUCACUCGGCAGUAUAAAAUUAUAGCACCAGCAAAUCCAGAGAAACCAAUCAAAUAUCUGAGGAAGAGCAUUGAUUAUACAGCUCUUGACGACAUUGGCCAUGGUGCACGAUGGAACAGUGGCCAGUCUGGAACGCCGCGCGGACGUCGUUCCGGGUCUGCGCCUAGUUCUGCAACGCUUCCAGCUCCUACUACAAAACCACCAACACCUCCCGCUGCUGUGCGAGCUGCCAAUGCUGCUAACACAGGCACCCUGGGACGGGGGACUCUCGGCAAGUCGUCUCGCGAGUAUAGGACUCCGCCUGCAGUGGCCCCGCCGCAGGUUCCGUCGCACUACGCACCAAACUAUCCGAGGAGACCACCCGGAUAUUCUACGCUGCCUGUGGCUCAAUCUCAAGUUCAAGUUGGUAUGGUGCACCCAAAUCAACACCAGUCACCAUCGAACUACUCUCAACAAGACUUGCACUCCAGCAUGCCGCCUCCGCCAUCUCCUUUGAUCGGAUCUGACGGCGAACACAGCCAACAUUCUAUGAGUUUGCCUGGGCAGCGCGGGUCGUCAUCAUCGGCGGGCGGCGCCUCCAUCCGCGGCGGGUCGGUGUCGCCCCCGCUCCCGCCCCCGCCCAUGGACGACGAGCUCGUGAGCGACGCCUUCGGGCGCCCGCCCCAUCUCUCCGAAAACGAGCUGGCAGCCCACUUGAGGAACAAGAUGAACGCUCCGUACACCAGCGCUGUACCGGCUAUAGUGCCCGACGAGGAAGAUUUGCCUGGUUGGGUCCCCAAGAACUAUAUUGAAAAAGUGGUAGCGAUAUACGACUACUACGCCGACAAGGAGGACGAGCUGUCGUUCCAAGAAAGCGCCGUGAUCUACGUACUGAAGAAGAACGACGACGGGUGGUGGGAGGGCGUCAUGGACGGGGUCACCGGCCUCUUCCCCGGCAACUACGUCGAGCCCUGCGUUUAA